AUGGAACAACCAGGGCCCAUUGCCGACAUUGCUAAGCCUGGCAUCAAAGCGCCGCGCGAUCUGGCCAUUUCUCUGCGAGAAGAAGUUGCCCGGAUUCUAGGGAGGAGUUCUAUUGGCUUCCCCGGAGCACAACCUGUUAGCUUUGCUCGCAAGCAUCUAGAGGAACUACGAAGAGAAGACUACUAUGUCUGCGAAAAAUCCGACGGUAUUCGCUACCUCCUCUACCUCACGGUUGACGAAGAAGGGCAAGAAGUCCAAUACCUGAUCGAUCGCAAAAACGACUACUGGUUCCUCCCCCGCAACAGCAUGCACUUCCCCAUGCCCAACGACAUCCAAGCAUUCCACCGGGGCACCAUCAUCGACGGCGAGCUGGUAAUGGACACAGUCCCCGGCACGAACGGUCGAAAAGAACCGCGCUUCCUCGUCUUCGACCUACUCGCGCUCGACGACAAGGCCGAGCUCCUAAACAAACCCCUCGACAAGCGCCUCGGCUACUUCAGCGCCUACGUAUACGAACCCUACAAGAAGCUCCUCCAACAGUUUCCCCAGGAAAUCCCCUUUAUGGCCUUCAAGGUGGAGAUGAAGCGCAUGGAACUGUCGUACGGCAUCGAGACCAUGUUCCGCGAAGUAAUACCGGCCCUGAAACACGACAGCGACGGCCUCAUCUUCACGUGUCGCACCACCCCUUACCACUUCGGCACCGACCCGCACAUUCUCAAAUGGAAAGCGCCACACGAAAACACGCUGGACUUCCGCAUGCGCCUUAACUUCCCACUGGUACAAGCCACCGAAGCAGAACUUGACGAGGGCUUCCCCGAGCAAUUCACCGACUACGAUUCCGUCCCGCAAGCGGAACUACACAUCUUCUGCGGCAACGACGGACCAGGCGGCAGUAAAUACGAGCUCUUUCCCGACCCGCUUUAUAUCGCCGAGGACGAGUGGGAGACGCUCAAGGCGCUGGGCGACCCGUUGCAGGACCGCGUGGUGGAGUGCUGUCUGGAUGCCGAAAACCGGUGGCGGCUGUUUAGGUUCCGCGACGACAAGAAUGAGGCGAAUCAUACGAGUACCGUCACGAGCGUCAUGGCGAGUAUAAGGGAUGGCGUGUCGGAUCAGGAACUCCUCAGCGCGGCGACGGCGAUUAAGGAGAGCUGGAAGAUACGCGCGCAGAAGAGGAAGGAGCAGCAGCAGCAGCAGCAGCCUAAGCACUGA
Molecule: messenger RNA, 1209 nt
Organism: Neurospora tetraspora
Lineage: Eukaryota; Fungi; Ascomycota; Sordariomycetes; Sordariales; Sordariaceae
Product: mRNA capping enzyme, catalytic domain-containing protein
Exons: 2
Coding region: 1-1209 (402 amino acids)
Biological process (GO): 7-methylguanosine mRNA capping
Cellular component (GO): mRNA capping enzyme complex
Molecular function (GO): mRNA guanylyltransferase activity; ATP binding
Source: RefSeq, a predicted model, not a curated record